AUGGCGACGCGCUCUCUAGUCAAGUAUAAGCUCGUGUUCUUCUCUCCAUCCGCGUAUACGCAAGGCGUGCUUCACCAGCUAUUCGCGCGAUUUCCUGACACAGUCGGGAAGGAAGGCUUGUACCGCGGGUGCGCCUUUGUUAGUCGAGGGACAGGUCAAUUCGUCCCUCAGGAAGGCGCGUCGCCCGCCAUAGGCGCGGUUGGUCAGGCAGAGACUGUCGAGGAGGACCGCGUCGAGAUCAGCGUGCGCGUCCCGGAGCCCGCCGCGAUGGCAGAGGUUCUGGACACUCUCAAGUCAGCUCACCCUUAUGAGGAGGUCGUGUACGACAUAUACAAGACAGAAGCAUUCUGA
Molecule: messenger RNA, 351 nt
Organism: Schizophyllum commune H4-8
Lineage: Eukaryota; Fungi; Basidiomycota; Agaricomycetes; Agaricales; Schizophyllaceae
Exons: 2
Coding region: 1-351 (116 amino acids)
Source: RefSeq, a predicted model, not a curated record